Phaeodactylum tricornutum CCAP 1055/1 is the source of this 816-nucleotide messenger RNA. RefSeq lists its product with no specific name. Gene Ontology annotation, molecular function: manganese ion transmembrane transporter activity; iron ion transmembrane transporter activity. The coding region runs from base 1 to 816 and encodes 271 amino acids. The transcript has a single exon. Gene Ontology annotation, cellular component: membrane. The record is from RefSeq and is a predicted model, not a curated record. Lineage: Eukaryota; Bacillariophyta; Bacillariophyceae; Surirellales; Neidiaceae. Gene Ontology annotation, biological process: intracellular manganese ion homeostasis.
AUGAUUAAUUCUCCCAUCGCAGCAAACUUUGAGGGAAACACGAAAUACGAGUCUCUUCCACCACGAGAUUGUCAAGGCUACGACGGGGAUCUCGGCAAGAAUGGAAGGAAACUUCAACAUCUCGGUGACAAUCGACAGUACUGGCGAGACAUGAUUCUCGGUGUUAAUGAUGGUAUCAUUUCCACCUUUCUACUGGUAGCCGGUGUGGCCGGUGGUGGUCUGACAUCUCGAGACAUCUUGCUUACAUCCGUUAGCGGUGCCCUCGCGGGGGCAGUCAGCAUGUGUGCUGGUGAAUACAUUGCCACAAAAUCACAAAACGAAGUUAUUCAUGGAGAGCUGGCUUUGGAAAAAUUUCAUGUAGAGAGGUAUAGAGAUGAAGAACUUGACGAACUGGGUGAACUCUUGGACUUGAUCGGUAUUUCAAAGGACCAACGAACGUUGCGCAAGCUGAUUCACGAACACUACGGUCGCAAUCCGGAAGCCCUGUUGCAAAUCAUGUCUGCUCUUGAAUUUGGUGUUAUAGAUAAGGAAGAGCGUUCGCCGAUACGCGCUGGUCUGUUUUCGUGUGCACUCUUUGCAAUAGGAUCCCUGCCUUCCGUUCUACCUUUCGCCUGCUGCGGUGAAAACCCGACAAUGGGACUGAUUGUUGCAACAGGUUUGACAAUAGUAGCUCUCAUGAUUGUGGGUGCGGUCAAAACGUGGGCUACUCGAACGAAUUGGGUAUCCGCGGCGUUGGAAAAUCUUAUAAUUGCAGGAUUCGGGGGUGGUUUGGCCUACCUGGUGGGCAUUUUAUUCGACCAAUUGGUAAAAGUGUAG